CUAUCCACCACGAAUCUUACAGCCAAUGAAAAUAAAGCAUUUUCAAUCCAACGCUCGAUGUUUCAAGUUCCCUGCUCACACGGAUAGCUAACAAUCCAACCGUUACAGUUACGUAUCUAAAUCCUAUAUAAACUCCGACUUCUCCGCAAUCUAACAGAAAAGCACUAGAAUCAGUUUCAUUAGAGAGAAAAAACCUCAAGAAAUCACACAGCUAUGUCAGGAAGAGGCAAGGGAGGAAAAGGUCUCGGAAAGGGAGGAGCUAAACGGCACCGUAAGGUUCUCAGAGACAACAUUCAGGGAAUAACAAAGCCUGCAAUUCGUCGUCUCGCAAGACGUGGUGGCGUGAAACGUAUCAGCGGUCUAAUUUAUGAAGAAACCCGCGGUGUUCUCAAGAUCUUUCUCGAGAAUGUGAUUCGCGAUGCUGUUACCUACACCGAGCAUGCUCGCCGUAAGACUGUUACUGCGAUGGAUGUUGUUUACGCUCUCAAGAGGCAGGGUAGGACUCUUUACGGAUUCGGCGGUUAGAAAACUCGGAAUUGCUGUUUAAUUUAGGGUUUCUUGUAAUUUGAAUCUCAAUGUUUAGGUAUAAUGUGUAAUAGCACCCCGAGCUUUGGCAUUAACAUUAGUUUUUAGCUUUGUUCUGUGAUUAAUUGAUGAUUUGAGUUUUCAAUCUUGUUCAAACCAUUGCUCUGUAGACGUUAAUUAUGUUGUGCCUAAUUGGAUUUCUUUUGCAAUUCA
Lathyrus oleraceus (garden pea) is the source of this 738-nucleotide messenger RNA. Its product is annotated as histone H4. The transcript has a single exon. Gene Ontology annotation, molecular function: structural constituent of chromatin; protein heterodimerization activity; DNA binding. Bases 214 to 525 code for a protein of 103 amino acids. Gene Ontology annotation, cellular component: nucleosome. The record is from RefSeq and is a predicted model, not a curated record. Lineage: Eukaryota; Viridiplantae; Streptophyta; Magnoliopsida; Fabales; Fabaceae.